UUCACUCCUCGUCCCAAAUACUAAAGAGAGAGGCUUCACUUCUAGGGAGAGAGAGAGAGAGAAAGAUCAUGGGGAGUUUGGGGAGGGCAUUGAGCAAGGGCAGCAUCCGGUGCCUGACAACGGCUGCGGCGGCCCGAGAAUCGGCGGAGGGUUCUCUCUUCCAGCGGCUAACCGCCCUCGCCGGAACCGACGGCAGCGCCGGUGUCGAGCUAAACAAGUGGCUGGAGGAAGGGAAGUCCGUCAAGAAAUGGGAGAUCGAGCGGUUCAUCAAGAGGCUGCGUGGUUACAAACGAUUCAAACACGCUCUCCAGCUUUCAGAAUGGAUGGAUACCAAAGAUAUGAAGUUGUCUCGUGGAGACUACGCAGUCCGCAUAGAUCUUCUAGCAAAGACUCAAGGAGUGGACUCAGCAGAAAAGUAUUUUCACAGCCUUCCUAAAGCAAAAAGGAACUGGGCUACCUAUGGUGCCCUGCUGAAUUGUUACUGUGUGAAUAAAAUGACAGAAAAAGCAGAAUCCCUCUUUGGGAAGAUGAAGGAAGAAAAAUUUGCUUGUACCUCCUUAGUAUAUAACAACAUAAUGACCCUGUACUUGAAGAUAGAUCAACCGCAGCGCGUGCCUCCACUGGUACAAGAGAUGAAAGGGAAAGGUCUGAAGCUCGACAUAGUUAGUUAUAACCUCUUGAUGAACAGUUAUGCAGCCAUGAAUGACGUUGAAGGGGCAGAGAAGGUUGUUGAAGAAAUGAAAGGAGAAGGCAAGGCUGGUGGCUGGUCCACAUAUAGUAAUCUGGCUGCAAUUUAUGUCAAAGCUGGGUUGUUUGAAAAAGCAGAAUCUACUCUUAAAGAGGUAGAGAAAACAGAAGGCACCAAGAGUCGAGAAGUUUUUCAAUUUCUUAUGAGCCUGUAUGCAGGUACAGGUAAUGCUGCUGAGGUUUAUAGAAUUUGGGAUGCUUUAAAAUCUGCAUUUCCAAAAAGUACAAACUUAAGCCAUCUUGUCAUGCUUCAGUCCCUCGUGAGGCUGGGUGAUAUUUCUGGUGCCAGAGUAUUUUUUGAUGAGUGGGAAUCGAAAUGCCUACACUAUGAUUUUAGGUUGACAAAUGUGAUGAUCUCUGUAUACCUCAACCGCAACAUGAUCAACGAAGCAGAGUCAAUUUUCGAGGGAGCUAAGAAGAAGGGAGGCAUUCCCACUGUCAGAACCAUGGAGAUAUUCAUGGACUAUCACAUGAAGAACGCUCAGUUUGAUUUUGUGCUGAAGUUCCUGGAUGAAGCCAUCACUAAAUCUUAUAGUAACAACUGGAAGAUGAGCGUAGAGAAGUUUCAGCCACUGAAAAAAUACUUUGAAGAAAAUGGCAAUGUUGAUGGAGCUGAGGAGUUGUAUGAGAAAUUUAAGAAGACGAACAGUCUUGAGGCUGCAGUCUAUGACUCACUACUACGCACUUACAUUGCUGCUGGAAGGACGGAGCCAACUAUGCGACAAAGAAUUGAGGCUGACAAGGUCGAGGUGAAUCCAGAAAUGGAGAAGCUGCUUGAGAAAGUUUGCCCAUUGUAGUUUCUGGAAGACGGUGGAAUACAAAAUUCUGAUCCUCAGGUGUUCUGUAACUUGGUCCCUCUGUGGAGAACAGCACCUGGGAGCUUUGGCUCUGAACUCACUGUGUAGUGAUGCAGGAAGCUAUGAUUCCAAGUGAUCGCUCCCACCUUGGUGUCAUUCCCUCUCUCCUCUCCCCGCAUUCUAAAUUCUCUUGGAAGUACUUGGCCAACAAUUUAUUAUAGCAGACGCAGUCUUGUCCUAUGUUUUUGGGCAGUCGUGAUUUCUCUGCUUCCUCCUUUAUUUUUCCUUUCUGUUCAUGGUGGUUUUAGAAUUGGACUUGGUUGAGUUAUUUGGGCCACUUUCACCAACUUUUUUUUCUGAAACAACCACAGUUAUCUUUAUUACCAUGUUCCUAAUGGCCUUUUGGAAAGUUUGAAAUAAAUCUUUUUAAGUA
Messenger RNA from Nymphaea colorata (pocket water lily), 1977 nucleotides. Its product is annotated as pentatricopeptide repeat-containing protein At1g02370, mitochondrial. Gene Ontology annotation, molecular function: protein binding. Lineage: Eukaryota; Viridiplantae; Streptophyta; Magnoliopsida; Nymphaeales; Nymphaeaceae. Gene Ontology annotation, cellular component: mitochondrion. The record is from RefSeq and is a predicted model, not a curated record. The coding region runs from base 69 to 1544 and encodes 491 amino acids. The transcript has 2 exons.